Messenger RNA from Echinops telfairi (small Madagascar hedgehog), 8752 nucleotides. It is a transcript of the gene RC3H2, whose product is annotated as ring finger and CCCH-type domains 2. The transcript is spliced from 22 exons. Gene Ontology annotation, molecular function: metal ion binding. Lineage: Eukaryota; Metazoa; Chordata; Mammalia; Afrosoricida; Tenrecidae. The record is from RefSeq and is a predicted model, not a curated record. The coding region runs from base 228 to 3785 and encodes 1185 amino acids.
CGCCGCCAACGGGGCUGUCCCUGUAGCUCCCGAUGGAGUUUGAGGUCGUAGAGCCGCCGCCGAGCUCUGCCCCGGCGAGACGAGGCGCCUCCGUCGCCGAGCCGCGCCGUCGCGGGGCUCCCUGGAGCGGCCCUUAGCGACCCCGCCCGGGCCCUCUCAGCUUACAAAACACUACACAGCAAAAUAAUGAUCUGCUAGACUGCUAACCGGAGCAUCCAGCUUCCACAAUGCCUGUGCAGGCAGCUCAAUGGACAGAGUUUCUGUCCUGUCCAAUCUGCUAUAAUGAGUUUGAUGAGAAUGUGCACAAACCCAUCAGUUUAGGUUGCUCGCACACGGUUUGCAAGACCUGCCUGAAUAAACUUCACCGGAAAGCUUGUCCUUUUGACCAGACUGCCAUCAACACAGACAUUGAUGUACUUCCCGUCAAUUUUGCACUUCUCCAGUUAGUUGGAGCCCAGGUACCAGAUCAUCAGUCAAUAAAGUUGAGUAGUAAUCUAGGUGAGAACAAACACUAUGAGGUUGCAAAGAAAUGUUCGAUCACACUUAAACCUUUUAACGCAGGGAGAAGUGUAGCUAGUUUGAAUCAGAGUGCACUGAGCCGACCAAUGCAAAGGAAGCUGGUGACACUUGUCAACUGCCAGCUGGUGGAGGAAGAAGGUCGCGUAAGAGCCAUGCGAGCAGCCCGUUCACUUGGAGAAAGAACUGUAACAGAACUGAUAUUACAGCAUCAGAACCCUCAGCAGCUGUCUGCCAACCUAUGGGCUGCUGUUAGGGCUCGAGGAUGUCAGUUUCUAGGGCCAGCUAUGCAAGAAGAAGCCUUGAAACUGGUGUUGCUGGCAUUAGAAGAUGGUUCUGCCCUCUCAAGGAAAGUUCUGGUACUUUUUGUUGUACAAAGGCUAGAACCAAGAUUUCCUCAGGCAUCAAAAACGAGUAUUGGUCAUGUUGUGCAACUAUUGUAUCGAGCAUCUUGUUUUAAGGUCACCAAAAGGGAUGAAGACUCUUCUCUGAUGCAACUAAAGGAGGAAUUUCGGAGUUACGAGGCGUUACGCAGAGAACAUGAUGCACAGAUUGUCCACAUUGCUAUGGAAGCAGGACUUCGCAUUUCACCCGAGCAGUGGUCCUCCCUUCUGUAUGGUGACCUAGCACAUAAAUCACACAUGCAAUCUAUCAUUGAUAAGCUCCAGUCUCCAGAAUCAUUUGCAAAGAGUGUCCAGGAAUUGACAAUUGUUUUGCAACGUACAGGUGACCCGGCUAACUUAAAUAGACUGAGACCUCAUUUAGAGCUUCUUGCAAACAUAGAUCCUAACCCAGAUGCCGUUUCGCCAACAUGGGAGCAACUUGAAAAUGCGAUGGUAGCUGUUAAAACAGUGGUUCAUGGACUUGUAGAUUUCAUACAGAAUUACAGUAGAAAAGGCCAUGAAGCACCUCAGCCCCAGCCAAACAGUAAAUACAAGACUAGCAUGUGCCGAGAUCUACGACAGCAAGGGGGGUGUCCACGAGGAACAAAUUGUACAUUUGCCCAUUCUCAGGAAGAACUUGAAAAGUAUCGAUUACGGAACAAAAAGAUCAAUGCGACUGUAAGGACGUUUCCUCUUCUAAAUAAAGGUGGUGUAAACCACACUGUCCCAAGCACAGCCGGAAAUGUCAUUUCUGUCAUAGGAAGUACUGAACCAACGGGGAAAAUGGUUCCAAGUGCAAAUGGAAUUUCAAAUGCAGAAAACAGUGUUUCCCCACUAAUCCCACGUAGUACUGAUAAUACACUGAGAGUUCUGGAGACUGUGAAGAAAGUUGGGAAAGUUGUAACUAAUGGUCAGAAUGCUGCUGGGCCCACUGCAGAGUCUGUAACUGAAAAUAAAAUUGGUUCUCCACCCAAGACUCCUGUAAGUAAUGUAGCAGCUACCUCAGCUGGGCCCCUUAGUGUUGGAACAGAGCUGAACUCUGUGCCUCCCAAAUCCAGCCCAUUUGUAACUAGAGUACCACUAUAUCCUCAGCAUUCUGAAAACAUUCAGUAUUUUCAAGAUCCAAGGACUCAGAUACCCUUUGAAGUUCCACAAUACCCACAGACAGGAUACUAUCCACCACCUCCAACGGUACCAGCUGGUGUGGCUCCUUGUGUUCCUCGCUUUGUGAGGUCCAAUAACGUUCCAGAGUCCUCCCUCCCACCUGCUUCCGUGCCAUAUGUCGAUCAUUACAGCACAUUUUCCCCUCGAGAUCGAAUGAAUUCUUCUCCCUACCAACCUCCUCCACAGCCGUUUGGACCAGUUCCUCCAGUUCCUUCUGGAAUGUACGCUCCUGUGUAUGACAGCAGGCGCAUCUGGCGCCCACCUAUGUACCAACGAGAUGACAUUAUUAGAAGUAAUUCUUUACCUCCAAUGGAUAUGAUGCACUCGUCUGUCUAUCAGACUCCUUUACGGGAAAGAUAUAACUCACUAGAUGGGUAUUACUCAGUGGCUUGUCAGCCACCAAGUGAGCCAAGGACAACUGUGCCUUUACCAAGGGAACCUUGUGGUCAUUUGAAGACCAGUUAUGAGGAGCAAAUAAGAAGAAAGCCAGAGCAGUGGGCACAGUACCACACUCAGAAGGCGCCUCUUGUCUCUUCAACUCUUCCUGUGGCUACCCAGUCGCCAACACCGCCUUCUCCUCUACUCAGUGUAGACUUUCGCUCUGAUUUCUCCGAGAGUGUGAGUGGUACAAAAUUUGAAGAAGAUCAUCUUUCCCAUUACUCUCCCUGGUCUUGUGGUACCAUAGGCUCCUGUAUAAAUGCCAUCGAUUCAGAGCCCAAAGAUGUAAUUGCUAAUUCAAAUGCCGUGUUAAUGGACUUGGACAGCGGAGAUGUUAAGAGAAGAGUACAUUUAUUUGAAACUCAGAGAAGGACAAAAGAAGAAGACCCAAUCAUUCCUUUUAGUGAUGGACCUAUCAUCUCAAAAUGGGGUGCGAUUUCCAGAUCUUCUCGUACAGGCUACCAUACCACAGAUCCCGUCCAGGCCACUGCUUCCCAAGGAAGUGCGACUAAACCCAUCAGUGUGUCAGAUUAUGUUCCUUAUGUUAAUGCUGUUGAUUCAAGAUGGAGUUCAUAUGGCAAUGAGGCGACGUCCUCAGCACACUACAUUGAACGGGACAGAUUCAUUGUUACUGAUUUAUCCGGUCAUAGAAAGCAUUCCAGUACUGGAGACCUUUUGAGCAUUGAACUUCAGCAGGCCAAGAGUAACUCAUUGCUUCUUCAGAGGGAGGCCAAUGCGCUGGCCAUGCAACAGAAGUGGAAUUCCCUAGAUGAGGGUCGUCACCUUGCUUUAAAUCUUCUAAGCAAGGAAAUUGAGUUAAGAAAUGGAGAGAAUGAUUAUACAGAAGAUGCAACAGAUACAAAGCCUGAUAGGGAUAUUGAAUUAGAGCUUUCAGCACUUGAUACAGAUGAGCCUGAUGGACAAGGUGAACAAAUUGAAGAGAUCCUUGACAUACAACUUGGUAUCAGUUCUCAAAAUGAUCAGUUGAUGAAUGGAACAGCAGUGGAAAAUGGACAUCCAGUCCAGCAGCACCAAAAGGAGCCACUAGAGCAGAAGAGACAGAGUUUAGGUGAAGACCAUGUGAUUCUGGAGGAGCAAAAAACAGUUCUGCCGGUAACUUCUUGCUUUAGCCAACCCCAUCCAGUGUCCAUUGGCAAUGCAAGUUGCCUCCCCAUCACCACAUCCGCCAGUGUUGGCAGCCUCAUUCUGAAAACUCAUGUUAUGUCUGAGGAUAAAAAUGACUUUUUAAAACCUGUUACAAAUGGGAAGAUGGUUAACAGCUGAAAGGAGGUUCAUCUUUCAAAUUUGUGACCACACCAUGGAAGCAUUUACAGUAGCUUUUUAUAUAUAUAAUAUAUAUUAUAUAAUGUAUAUUUUUUUUAAAAAAAAGAUAUUACUGGGCAUCCAUUUCCUGUGGACUCUUUGAUACUUCAGGCCCUCUUGCAUUAGCAUUCUGAAAAGAAAAAAAAAAGAAAAUUUACUUUAGUAGGAUAACAUGUUCACUUUCCAGAAGUGGUUGGAAUUUGGACAACAUUUAACUUAAGCUUCAAGCAGCUUUUUAUGAGUUUGUAGCAAUCCGGUGCAGUAACUGAGCCAUUUCCUGUCUAAAUGGCUUCUAUAGAAAAUUAACAACUCAGUUAUUAACUAGCAGGAUCCUACAAUGAUACAUCUAGUGAAAGUAGACUUAAUUAACUUAUUUAUUUCUAUUUUUUGUUUCACUGAGAGAAAUUUCCAUCUCAUUCCAGCUGCUUUAUUUAUCUUUUGUCAUUGGACUUUGCAUGGAUUUUUUUUAUUUUAAUUCUUGGAGAGUGGAAUUAGGCAUUAUUACUAUAGAAUUGUACAGGGUUACACUAGCUUUCUUUACUGCAUUAUAUGUAGGAGUGUGGUGCAGUGCUUUUAUCUGUAGCAUUUAAAACUUUUUUAAUUUUCCAUUUUUCACAGAUAGUUUCUGCUUUAUUACUAUUAAUAUUUAUACACAGGCUACUUGUUGAAGUAAGUAAUUAAAAAUAUAACCAAGUGCCUAAGUCUUUCAGCUGAUGUACUAGAUAUUAAAUUCUCCUAAGUUAUGCAGAAUCGUUUUUACAAUUUUGAUAAAUUAUGCACUAAUGUAAUGGCAGUUUUUUAAAUGCAGAGUUAAGCCUGUACAUUGCUGAAUCGGAUGACUUGGCAAAAGAAUCAGGUGCUUUCAGCUUUCAUGAGAAAACCCUGUAUGUAGCGUUUGCACUGACUAACAAGAUGGUGUUGCUGGGUUUUUAAUUUGAACUAAUUGAUUUGUAUGCUCAUCACAUUAUCUUAGUUAACUGGUGUUUAUUGUUAUUUCAUGUUCAGGUUUAAUUUUGCUUGUUUUAUGUCUGAGAAGAUUAUGAACCAUAUAAUAAUAGAACAUUGGCUAACCUUUAUUCAUACUUAAAAACAUGAAUAAUUUCUGUCCUCCUAAAAUGUGACUGAAAUUGUGUUGACUUGCAUCUGAAAGUGUGCAGUAUGUUCAGUCAGUCAUGCCUAAGACUGUGGGAGGUGUUUGAUUGGAGUCUGAAUUUCAGUCAACAUUUUGAAAACAAAAGCUGGGCAUUCCUUUCUGGUGAUCUUACCUCCGUUUGUCUUUUUGUUUUCCCUCCCCCAUUUCUUUCAGAUUACUUUGACUUUUAUUAUUAUUAUUUUUAAAUUAACUUCUGUGAAGUUGUUUACUCUGAAAAUUGUACUGGAAUAUUUUAAGCCAAGCUGAUCUUUCACCAGGUGUACUGUAUGUAAGGGCUUUUCCUGCUAGCAAGAUGCUUCAACAGGAUCAUGUUAUUGGUCGUUUGAGCUAUUUCGUUGUUGUACAAAACCACAGCAUUAUAUCAGAUAAGGUUUUGAUAAAAAAGUUUUGUGCACAUUUCCAGGGGCGGGAGGGUUGACAUUUCCCUGAAAUUUCUUGAUCAGAAUGAGUAAAUAACUGGUGUUUGAUACCUGUCUUAAUGAACAUGCUCCUAAGGUGACUGAUAAGUUGUAAAUAUACCUGAGUAACAAAGGGGGUAGUUUUGAUAUUCUGGUAUCAGUAUGGAAGAUCUUACACACUUAAUUGAAUACGCAAAUGGAUGAAGAUGUUUGCUUGUAGCAUAAUGCACAGUAGCCUUGACUUCCUUUCCUUUGGUUAGACUGUACCUUUUGAUAUGGCCAGUGCUCCCCAUCCCUACAAAGACGUUUUAUUUAUUUCUCUCUGUUACCUGAAGUGAAUAGGAACAAGAGUUUUAAACCAUGUUACAUUAACUUAUUUAUGACAUUUUAAAUUAGCAUAGGAUAUUCAAGAACAUGAUUAUUAUAUAAUUUAUAUCAGAACCUUUCUAUAAAUAUGUGCUUAUUACAUUUGAAAUGCUUCCAAUGUACUUUAAUUUGUUGUUUGUAAUUCCAAAAAGGAUAUGCAAACCAGUAUGUCUAUUUCAUGGAUAUUUAAAAAGUGAGAUCUUCCAUGUUGAAGGUAAUGUAUUUUUUUUUAAGAUUUUAAAAUUGCUAUUUUGUUACAAAAUAGAGACCUAUUAACAGUUGGAGAGCUCCUUAUGUGCCCUCAGGGAAAGAGCCCUCUGUGCAACAGAGCUACAUAAGAACAUCUUCAGCACGUUCUGAGGGUGAAUAUAUACUACAUAAAUUGAUCUUGUGUAUUUAACCUAUCUCUUUAAUUUUAAAAUUGAACAUUUGAAACAUGGCUGUGCUCUGCUAGAAGGGGUUUGGGAUAAACUGCUUAGGUAUUUGCCUACCUGUCCAGUGAAAUUACAUUUGUAUCAGUGUAUGUAUAUACCUGCCAACCUUAUCGGUAUGUCUCAGAGCACUCAUAUGAAAAUAAUGCUUGUCUUGCAGCAGGUGAUUCCAUAAAAUAAUACCUCCCUGUUCUUAAAAGUUCACUCUCAUUCUCACUGACAGCAUAGGAACGACUUCUGUGUUGGGAUUAUUCUGUAUUGCAUUCUUUUUCCAUGUUAUGUAGUGACCUGACCACCUUCUGUUUGUCACAGUGGGUUGAUGAUGAAGCAAAUUGUUUCCCUGCCAUUUUACAAGAAAACGUAGGUUACCUGAUCCUUCUUCCAAAGGAUAGCCCUGAUGUCAUAGAGGAAAAAGCAGCUACACAUCAGAUCUAAGAUACGGCCUUUUAGAUUUGGAGACAUUGCCUUUAACCCUUUGGCCAACACGAUGUGAUCGUCACAUGUUUGGAAUUAAAAGAGAUAAAGCAACAGGAGAAUAAAUCUGCAGUGUUGAACUAAUGUGCAUGCCAGGGCUAUAGUCUGAUAAUCAGGAAAACGUGGGCUGCUGCCUGGAGAGCAGGAAAGCUAUGUAUUUCUCCUCCUUUUUUUACUUUUCUAUGAUCCAUUUUAUUUGAUAAAUUUUGAGAAAACUUCACAUUUCAUCUAGUUAGUACCUGCGUAAAGUUGAUUCCUUUGCCUUUGCUGCCAUGACUUACUUUGAAUGCCAUAUGAUGAGCCAGUGCCCUGCAUGCACCCUGUGCAGUGGCAUUUUCAAGAGAAGGUAAUUUAUUAGGCCAUUGGCACUGACUAUUUACGUAGUAGGUAUUUAUUACAGUAAGAGAGUAGUGAAAUAAACCUAUUAGAACUGAAAUUUUCCAGUUAUAAGGGCCUGGUUCACUCAAAUUUCAAGUUGAUGUUAAGUAUAUAAAGCACAUCCCAAUGUUAUAUGCUGCCUUAAGAAAAUUAUAGGAUGCAUAGUCAUUUGUAGGAAUUGAAAACGAGAUAAUUUAGACAUUUGGAAGAAAAGUUGUUUUAAAAAUCAUCUAGCUUGCUUUUGCAUUUUAGGUGUUAAGCCCAUGUUUGUUUUGUUAAUAGGGGUAAGAUUGAUAAAGAUCAGAUUCCGCAUAUAAUUUCAAUUUUGAAUCUGUAUUUCUUCCCUGGCUGCUUUUGAGCAGACUGUACCGUUAUUGGUAACUAACUGAUCAUUAAAGGGGAAAACUUGCAUUGCAACUAUGUAUGCUUCCCGGAAGAACUUUUGUGUCUUAGUGAAUGAAGAGAGUUGAUGGGAUCACUAACUGUAACUCCUACAUAGGGACCCCUUCUGCAAAGCAGAGCACAGAUGAAUAUGCUCAAGGAGUAUUCCAUUUUCUGCUUAUUGAAUAAAUUUGCUAGUAACUCCUUUACACUAGCAGUUUCUUUGUAUGUCUUUGCUGGCAAGGAAAUACAAGGAGUGAGUCAAAGCCACAGACCAGAAUAUCCCACAUUGGAGUACAGUCCAAUUUUUACUCCAAGAGCUGUUAUUCCCUCAAGUCUGGAAUUGGCAGUUUUUGUUUUGUUUUCAUAAAAGCUUAAAAAAAACAUCCCCAAACCAGUGGAACGUAGUCACUGGCUGCACUUAGUACUGCCAAAAGCCAAGAUCAUUUGCACAUAUUCCAUCAACCUUUCAAGAAUUAGGCCUCACUUUAAUAACCCAAGGCAUGGAAGUGCAUGCAUUCUCUUAGCUGGGCAAACAAUUAUACUGUAGUUGUGAUACAACACAUGUGGCUUUUAUUUGUACUGCACAUACCCACUGUACAGCCACUUUGGAGUAUCGUGGUUAGCUUACAGCAACUGCUGUCUGCAUUUAUACUGUUUAUUGCAUAUUCUUUUCCCUGGAAGUGAAAGAGAAAUGUUUUUCUUGUUGCGGUGAUACAUUUUAUAAAUUUGCUUAGACGGAAAGUUUGGGAAAAGAGGCCUGUUUGUCAAUUGUACAACCGAUUGUGAAGCUCUAGUGUGAAUAUUUUUACGUCUGUAUUAGACAUUUUCUUUUCAAAUCUAUUGUUCGAUUGAAAUGUAAAUGAAAUUAAAGAUGGUGUACACCCAUCAUGUAAAAAGCAGGCACCAUCUCUAAGAUGGAUUUAAUGCUCAUUUUUAAGGCAUAUUCUCAGCUUCUAUUUAAAACUAUAAUUUAAAAUAAUUCUGUACAAUGAAAUGGGAACUAUAUAUGGGAAUAAAUUCUAUUCCAUUUAUUUCAAUUUGAAUUUCCAAAUUGUAAUGUUUCCCUUUGUGCUAUAGGAAUAGGAUUAAAUGGGGAAAGGCUAGGGCUUAUAUGGCUUGUAUAUGGGGGGAGGGCCGAGAUGGAACAAUGAGGGUUGUGAUGAUAGUGAAUAGCAAAGAGUGAAUUCUGUGUGUUUUGCUGUAGCACUGAAGUGAAGAGAUAGUAGCUUUGGCUGUUCACAGAAUAGAGCAUCAUGAUUUUCAGUGUUUGAGAGAAAAUUGAUGGAAAGUUGCAGUACUUGACAUGUAUUUGCAUGAACAAAAUAAAAUUAUUUGUCCACCUUA